GGGCGAUCGGGAGCCGGGGCCAGCUGGGGCACACUGGCAUAAGAAGAGGGUAAUAAGCAUGCGGCGAUAGGCGAGUCUGAUUCGGGACGUGGACGGUGGUGGUAUAUGAAGCGAUUGGCUGUUUACCUGGAUCAGAAGCGUGUCCGGGCGCGGUCUAUGAGCACGAGCUGGUCAUUCAAAGCGUGCUGGGCGCCAUGGGGGCAAGCCCCACCCGAAGCGAAGUAAGACGGAGAGGAGAGAGAGCCGCGAGGGAUGCGGGUGGGAGCACGGAGAAAAGAAUGUGAGGGGUCGGAACACCAUGCACAACACGAGGCAGAUCGGUGUCCAACUCGUGGCGGGGCGCGUCAUCACGUGCGACAGCGCCUGGCGAUACGAUGCAGACUAUACAUUGCGGUCCGUUGGCGUUGCCGGCGACGCUGGCUGGACGAGACGCGGUCGAGGGAAACGAGCGUAUUCCUUGCGCGGGCUGGUCCCAGUUCCGUAACGGGCUCACAUCCGCUCUCUUGGCCUGCUCUUGCCCAACUCGUCUUUACCCGUGAAUCGCGGACGUUCUAUCGGUUUGCCUAUGACAUGGCCACCAAGAAAAUAGCAGCAGGCAGGCAGCUAAACUUGAAUAUCGCCGCGAGAUAGCGUUCAGACAGCAGGAGGCAAGAGCCAACGGUCGUCCGCUGUGCCCCCCUCCUGAAGCUGUAUCACGAUCACGUGGGAAACACCGCCUCUUCGCAGCGCGUCCAUUGUUCGCCACCGUCUCCUUCCGUCUUUCACUGAAGGCGCCUAGAUCACAUCUAUUCCCAGUCGGCAACCAACGCUCAGAUAACGGUUCUUUCUUGCACGA
Messenger RNA from Punctularia strigosozonata HHB-11173 SS5, 835 nucleotides. RefSeq lists its product as uncharacterized. Bases 253 to 630 code for a protein of 125 amino acids. Lineage: Eukaryota; Fungi; Basidiomycota; Agaricomycetes; Corticiales; Punctulariaceae. The transcript has a single exon. The record is from RefSeq and is a predicted model, not a curated record.